CUUAGCUUCGUAGCCGCCAACUAAUGGACCUUCCUCGUUUCCUUCUCAACGCGUUGAGUACUCUUGGUCAUUAAGUUUGCAACCAACUGGAUCUUCAUAGAAAUUUCGUAUUCCGACUCAUUGUUGCUGUAUAUAUAUAUAUAUCUAUACGCAUCGUAGGGAGCCAAUCCUUCAAUCGACUUCUUUUCUCCCGUUCAUGGACUUUGCUGCUUGCUUCCUCGCCCCAGGCCGCCGCAUCACCUUGCCUCACAAGAGAUGGCGCGUGGCGAUGACUGUCAUCUACUCGUGCCGCACCAUCUGCACCCUUGCGAAGAAAAAGCUCAGCGCCGUCCUCCGCAGCCCAUCCUACGUCCUCCUCGACAUCGACGGCGCCGAUCACCAAAGCGAAACUCCGGUCUUUGACGUCGAUGCCGAGGUCCUGUCGACCGUCGUCAAGGAGAAGAAGCUUGAUGACUUGCACCGGCUCGGCGGAGUCAGCAUGCUGGCUGGCAGGUUGGCUUGUCAUGCAGAGGCCGGGAUCGCCGGCGGCAUUGGUGAUCUUCGCCGGAGACAGGAGGUGUUUGGUUCGAAUACAUAUCCGAAGCCCAAGCCUAAGGGGUUCUUUUGGUUUGUGUAUGAAGCGCUUAAUGAUUUCUUCCUCCUCAUCCUUAUUGCUUGCGCUGUUGUCUCUCUUGGAUUUGGAAUCAAAGAGCAUGGCAUUAAAGAUGGCUGGUACGAUGGCGCCAGCAUUUUCCUUGCCAUCUUCUUGGUCGCCGUCGUCUCCUCCAUCAGCAACUUCCGCCAGAUGAAGCGCUUCGACAAGCUCGCCGGCGAGUGUAGCAACAUCCACGCCAAUGUCAUCAGAGAUGGCCGGCGGCAGGACGUGUCCAUCUUCGACAUUGUCGUGGGGGACAUCGUCUUCCUCAAGAUCGGCGACCAAGUCCCCGCUGAUGGCCUCUUCCUCGAAGGCCACUCUUUGCAAGUCGACGAAUCCAGCAUGACCGGCGAAUGCCACCCCAUCGACGUCGACGCCCAAAAGAACCCCUUCCUCACCUCCGGCGUCAAAGUGGUGGAUGGUUACGCUCGAAUGCUCGUCACCGCCGUCGGCAUGGACACUACAUGGGGAGAGAUGAUGAGCACCAUCACCCGCGAGACCACCGAGCCGACACCGCUCCAGGAGCGGCUCCAAAAGCUCACGUCGAGCAUCGGGAAGAUCGGAAUUGCGGUCGCCGUCUUAGUCUUCGCAGUCCUGAUGAUCCGCUACUUCACCGGAAGCACCACAGAUGAGAACGGCCGGCCAAAGUUCGACAGGAGAAAGGUGACGGCCGACGGCGUGAUCAGCGCCAUAGUGGAGAUAUUCCAGCAGGCGGUCACCAUCAUCGUCGUCGCCAUCCCCGAAGGCCUUCCCCUGGCGGUGACUCUGACUUUGGCCUUCUCCAUGAAGAGGAUGAUGAAGGAUCAUGCAUUGGUGCGGAGGCUCUCAGCGUGCGAGACGAUGGGCUCGGUGACGACCAUCUGCACCGACAAAACAGGGACGUUGACAUUGAAUCAGAUGAUGGUCACCACGUUUUGGGUUGGCGAAGAAAGGGUCGAGAGGGGCGGCGCCGCUUCCAUUGAUGGAAGAAUUCUCCGCUUCAUCCACCAAGGAGUUGGGUUGAACACUACCGGUAGUGUUUACAGGCCUAAUUCCGUUUCAGAGCCAGAGAUCACCGGCAGCCCAACAGAGAAAGCGCUUCUUUCUUGGGCACUUGAGCUUGGGAUGGAUGUCGAGGAGUUGAAAAGAAGCUGCGACAUUGUCCAUGUCGAGGCCUUCAAUUCGGAGAAGAAGCGAAGUGGAGUUCUGGUGAAGGAGAACGGAAGGGCGGCGACGAUCGCACAUUGGAAAGGAGCUGCAGAAAUGAUUCUUGCUCGGUGCUCGAACUACAUUGAGACAAAUGGCAUGAUUCGAGAAAUGGAUGCUGAGAAGAGAAGGAUGUUUGAUCUCAUUAUCAAGGACAUGGCAGCUUGUAGCCUUAGAUGCAUUGCCUUUGCCUGCAAGGAGUCUGAAGCAGAGGAUGUUCGAAAGCUUGAUGAUGAGAGGCUAACUUUGCUGGGAUUGGUUGGCCUGAAAGAUCCAUGCCGGCCCAAAGCGAGAUCGGCAAUUCAAGCUUGUCGAAGUGCUGGAGCCGCCGUCAAGAUGAUAACAGGUGACAAUGUCUUCACAGCCAGAGCGAUCGCCGCCGAAUGCGGAAUACUCAGAGAUGAUGACUUGGAUGGACUGGUGAUCGAAGGGGAAGAGUUCCGAAACUAUUCGAUAGAGAAGAGAUUGGAAAUGGUGGAUAGAAUCCGAGUGAUGGCAAGGUCAUCUCCAUUCGAUAAGCUGCUGAUGGUGCAGUCCUUGAAGCAGAAGGGCCAUGUUGUUGCAGUCACUGGAGAUGGGACAAAUGAUGCACCAGCACUCAAGGAAGCUGAUGUUGGGCUCUCCAUGGGCAUCCAGGGCACAGAGGUGGCCAAGGAGAGCUCGGACAUCAUAAUAAUGGAUGACAACUUCGACACCGUCGUCACCGUCAUGAGAUGGGGAAGGUGUGUCUACACAAACAUUCAGAAAUUUCUUCAGUUUCAGCUCACAGUGAACAUUGCAGCACUGGUCAUAAACUUCGUGUCGGCGGUCGCUUCUGGUGAAGUUCCAUUGACUACCGUUCAGCUCUUGUGGGUGAACUUGAUCAUGGAUACCAUGGGAGCUCUGGCAUUAGCUACUGAUAGACCAACAAAGGAAUUGAUGCAAAAGCCACCUGUAGGACGAACCGAGCCACUAAUCAGCAACAUCAUGUGGAGGAACAUUACAGCACAGGCUCUCUUUCAGAUAGCAGUUCUACUGGUGUUCCAGUUUGCAGGGAAGUCCAUAUUUGGAGCAAGUGAAAAGAUCAACAACACAAUGAUCUUUAAUACGUUUGUGUUGUGCCAAGUCUUCAAUGAAUUCAAUGCGAGGAAGCUGGAGAAGAAGAAUGUGUUUGAGGGGAUUCAUAGGAACCAACUCUUCUUGGGGAUCAUUGCAGUGACCUUGAUCCUGCAGGUGAUGAUGGUGGAGCUGUUGAAAAGGUUUGCCGAUACAGAAAGGUUAGACUGGGGACAAUGGGGUAUUUGCGCUGGUAUUGCAGCUAUCUCAUGGCCAAUUGCUUGGAUUGUAAAGUGUAUACAUGUUUCUACCACACCAGUCUCUGACCUUCUUGCUCUCUGUAAAGUUUUCUAGUAUGAUUCUUUUAUUUUUUGUUAUUUUCAUUCUUUUUUUUUUUUCUAGUAUCUGUUUACUGUGAUAUGUAGAUAUGCUCAAUACAUUCUUUUAGUUGUUAUGUCUUAUAUGAUUCAAUUAAUGUUUCAUGUUAGACGAAUGGAUUUAGUUGCUC
This is a messenger RNA of Phoenix dactylifera (date palm), 3362 nucleotides long. RefSeq names its product calcium-transporting ATPase 7, plasma membrane-type-like. Gene Ontology annotation, cellular component: plasma membrane; intracellular membrane-bounded organelle. Gene Ontology annotation, molecular function: P-type calcium transporter activity; ATP binding; ATP hydrolysis activity. The record is from RefSeq and is a predicted model, not a curated record. Lineage: Eukaryota; Viridiplantae; Streptophyta; Magnoliopsida; Arecales; Arecaceae. Gene Ontology annotation, biological process: calcium ion transmembrane transport.